Messenger RNA from Bursaphelenchus okinawaensis, 2546 nucleotides. Lineage: Eukaryota; Metazoa; Nematoda; Chromadorea; Rhabditida; Aphelenchoididae. The record is from the annotation of a GenBank genome assembly.
AUGGCUGGAAGAGGACGACCAAAGCGGGGACUUAUGCCCAAUAUUGCGGCAGCUGGUAGGACCAUCAAAACUGAGCCAGUCUCAGAAGCUACGUGAGUUUUUAAAUUGAAAUUUGGUUAUUCUUUGUUUAGAAGUUUAGCACCAGUUAGAGGACGGGGCAGAGGAAGGGCUGAAGGUCGAGGGAGAGGUCGUGGAGCUGCUGAAAGAGGUCGAGGAGCAGCUCGAGGUGGAAGAGCACAUAUCAUUGAAUCUGAAGCCAUCUUCACGGCUGGGUUAGAUGAAGGAUCGCUGAAGUCAAAGCGAGGCGAAGCUUUAGGUAUAGUAUUAUUGUUUUACGUUUUGUCGAUGUCAUUGUAAUUUUAUGAUAUAUUUAGUUUAGUCUUAUACUGCCUUUGCAGGAGCGGAGAAGAUCGUUGGUAAAAUCGAGAAAGGAGAAAAUCUGAACGGCUUUAUCGAUGAUUCGGAAGAUUUUAAAGAUAAGAAAGUGAAGAAGAAUGGUUUUGUGAAGAAGGAGAGCACGUUGCCAACCUACGAGUUGGAAUGGAUGUCUGACGAUGAAUGUGAUAAAGAGGAAUUGGAACAGAUUGUUUACGACGGGGUAGGUCUUGUUGUUGUUUUGAGGUUUAGUCAUUUUCAAAAGUGGAGUUUGUUGUUUUGAUUGUGAUAAUGGAGUAUAAGCCUUAUUGUAACGUUAUGUGUUAAUUUAAUUAACAAUGUCGCUGUACUUUUUUAAAUUGUUACAGGUGUACGAAUGGAUGAUUUAUAAUUUUAUGAAAUGUGGUAUAAAUUUACGGUAUUUCAGUUUAUCAGUGAUGUGAAACAUGCCAAGGAUGCUCCAGUCGUAUUACCUGGUCGAGAUAAAGAACAAUUUCUUAAGUUAUUAUCUAAAAAAGCAAAGAAACAUCAAAAAGAAGAGCCGAUGGAAAUAGAUCAUGCAGUGUAAGUUUAUAUUUGAUGUUUUGACAAACUCAUUUGCUUUAGCGUCAUUUCCACUUUAUAUUUGGUAUAUUUUAGUUCAGUUUCAUACCUAAAUCUACAUUUUCGCGCGGUUAGUGUUACUUUUAAUAUCGAAGAAGUAAACCUUGAAGACGUAAAAUUAAUAUUGUUAAUCUUGCACUUUUAGGAAAGCAGAAGUUUUGUCGCAAUGCACAAGUGAGAUGGAGUUCGAUAGGAUAUCGGAUAUGGGUUUGAGGGAAGCUGGUGAUUAUGUCAAAGACUUUCUAAAAGGAACCUCGAGGGACUUUCUACUAGUACAAUUACCUUUAUCACUGUCACACUUCAAGGAUUCUGUAGUGAAGCCGAAGGAAGAGGCCCCAGAAGUCGUCAAAACAGAAGACUUUGGAUUCUCGAAAGAGGUGGGAGAAUAUCUAGUGAACUUUAAAUGGUUAAUUUGUUUGCCUCAAAUGGCCAUGUUGUCAUUUUGUAGCAUGAGAUUUAGUAGGAAUAAUAGUAUUGUUUAUCCAAACAUGUUAUUGCCAUAUUAUCUGUAGCUUUGAAGGACUAAAGAGGUAAUAGCUAUGUUGUCAUGUUGUUUGUCCGAACAUGUAAGGGUCAUGUUAUGAUUAGUCUAAGACCGGAAAGCUAUAUUGUUUUUGACUGGAGAUAAUUGUCAUAGUUCAUAUUGUUACUUUAAUGGAUUUGUCAAAUAAUUUCAAAUGUUAUUGUUGUUAGUCCAAAACAUUUAAAGCGUUAUGUUUCUCAAAACUACUGGAUUUGAAUUGAAAUUGUGAAAGUGGGAUUUAUUUUAUACUUUUCGCGGAAUCAGGAACAACACAUUAGUUUUGUUAUUGUUUUGGUACGGCAAGGACAUGGUUUUAUAGGGGGAGUGCCUGUGACGUUUGUUGUAAUUAGAUCGCUGAACCAUAAGCUUGGAUUUGAGAACCUAAUUUUAGAAAUAUAUAAUAAAAGUAUUCGUUUUAUUGUUACGCAUAUUUACUUUAUAUUAUGCGACUUUUACUAUUGACCGAUUUUAUAUUUCAGGAGCCAGCAAAAACAGAAGACAAGCCGAAGGUGUCGCACUGCUUGGAUGGAAUACCUUCUAAUGCUCAAAUAGGCACGGUACAGAUUCUAAAGAACGGCCAAACGCGGUUUAUGAUCGGAGGGAAACCGAUAGAAAUACGAUCAGCAAUACCGAGUAAUCUUUGCGAAGUAAGUAUACUUUAUUGGUCAAAAAGUAGGAGGAAAUGUGAAAUUACUUAUUUAAAAAGGUUCACUAUACCGUUUAUGUUAUUAGAGAGCUGACCUUACUGUGGAAACAAUAGGGAUGACCUAUAAAGUACGAGUUCACGAGAUGAACUAGCCAACAAUAUGGCUUCUAAUUAACUAUUACAAUGAGAGGGCUUCUAAUAAUACUUUUUCAGGCUAUAGUCAACGUGGACGUGAAUGUACAGUCGAAGACGGACUCUGAGCUGCGAUAUCUGGGCGGGGUCGAGCACUCGGUGCUGUGUAGCUACAACUACAAUCGCCUUUUGAGUAAGUGAAUGAAUAUUGAAAUUAGAUUUAAUGAAGCAUGGGGUUUAUCUUGUUCUGUUUCAGAGCGGCCGUAA